UCCUCAUUUCUGCUUUUAUCUGCCGAAUUAUAAGUUUUUAUAAUUUACUGUCAGCCUAUAUUUAUUUGUAUAACCAGUAAACUAAACAAAUGAGAAACGAUUUAGAAUUUGGAAUGAGCGAUUGUGGGUAAUGCUACCGUUUGGUUCAGUAUAACAGAAUUAAACGACAGAAAAAGAAAAUGAUUUGGCAAAACAUAAUGGGUAGAAGAAAGGAAAGGACUGUGGUUUUAUAAAAGGUAUAAAACUGGAGAGAAAAGAGAGGAACAGAAAUGAACAGGAGAGAAGAGAUCGUUAUUUCACUCCUCUGAAUUGAACACACCGUACCGACUAACACAUUAUUUUUCAUAGGGAAACAUCAGACAGGGAAUUGUUAUUGUGUGGAAGAGGAGACAAGAACAUUACAGGAAUAACCAGAAUCAGAAAAAAAAAUUAGGUAUGAAUAUUAGUUAUAUGGAAAUGAAAUGGUUGCUUAAUAGCAGAAAUGUUCAGAGAGCAGAUGACAUCUGGCUAAAUUUUUUCUUUUUGUAAAACAGUCCAAGUUGAUAUAUAUAUUUUUUUCUUUGUUUUAUAAUUUUUUUAUCACGCUAUCUACACUCUUACCGCUUGGUGGCGGUAGCGCAAACCCACCGUUUUAUUCCAAUCACCAAUGAAACUCAAGAAGAAGAAGAAGAAGAAGCUGCUGCUAAACUGUUUAGCGUGAGAAGUUUUGCAGUUUAAGAAGUAAAAAGUACCGCAUAUAAACCUGUAACAAAUCGUCGUGUCAAUAGUUUAGCUGUAUCAGCCGACGCCUGAGCUACGACUAGUUCAAGCGAGUAAACACACCGGAGUUUGAGUUUUAUGCCGACUUUAAAGAUGACAGUUGGAGCUACCUCGCUAGCAAGCCUCGCUAGCUCUUGUUUACUAUCGGUUCCCUGAAAGUUCAUGUCGUUCUGCUUUCAGACGAAAGUAAUGUCUAAGAUAUAGUAUAUGUUUACUUUAUCCAUUUAUCUUACGACUUGUUAUGUUAUGUUAUGUAUAGCCCCACAGGUUUUGACCGAGAGCCACCAUAUGGUUGUCCCCAUCGUGUCGCAUUGAGUCUCGUCCAACUUUUAGUCAGCGUCACGGAUGAGCAUGCGAUCCAGAAGUCUGAACUCGUCUCAACCAACCAAAGCGACGAGAACCUUCACACGGCGCCACGAUUUUCACAUCGGCAAACGAUCCAAGGAAGCCCCUUACCAUUUCCAGGAACAACCCGAUUCACCGCCGAUCGACGUCCGGCCCGGGACAUUUGAACCAAAAUAAAAUUUUUGCCAGUCGACCAGAGCGGAAAGGGAGAAACCACCAAAGAAUGCGCCACGUUUACCGACGCGUUUCUAAUCGGCGGCAGGUGCACGGCGGCAGAAGGACGAAGGAAAGAGACGCGAGGCCAGAUCACCGAGGCAGAAGGAUGGCCAAGCGAGCCGCUUGGAGGAACGUUCCCAGCGAAACGGUGAGCUCCCAUCAGGACCGAGCCCUCGACUCCACCGUCUUCCUGCUGCGCUCCUUCGGCCCGACUGCCUUCUUGCUCAGGGAGGACGGAGAGACGGCCGACUUGAAGGUGUGCUUGGGUGAGCGCCAUACGUGCACCUGUCCGACGUUCGCCAGGGAGCGGGAACCGUGCAAACACAUCUGCUGGCUUUUACUGAGGAAAUUCCAACUACCCAGAGAGCACCAGUAUGCGUUUCAGUCGGGGCUGUCGGACCGCCAGCUGCUUGAGGUUCUCCAAGGUUCGCACCUGCCCAAAGCCUCUGCUGUCGGGAGCCCCCGCCGGACUCUUCUGGAACGUGAGACCGGAGCCGUCUGUCGGAAAGACGUUCGGAACCUGGACGUGUGUCCCAUCUGUCUGGAGGGGCUGCUGCGGAAAAAACUGCCCGUGUGUUACUGCAGGUACGGCUGCGGUAACAGCGUCCACAUCUCCUGCAUGAAGGUGUGGGCCGACAGCCAGGGCCUGUCGGACGGCCGGGAGAUGCUGCGGUGCCCCCUGUGCAGGGAGAGCUUUGGCUCCCUGCAGCUGCUCCGGGAGCAGGCGAAGAACGCGGCACGGCUCUUCGUGGCCGCCGAGAAGGAGAGAGCGGACCGACACCUGGGAGUGGUCUGCUGCGGCUGUGGAGUGGAACCGAUCGCCGGGACCUGCUACAGAUGCGACCUCUGCGGCUCUCUGUAUCUCUGUGAGACCUGCGUAAAGAAAGGAAACCACUCGCGGCAUCCUCUCGCUUCGAGAACGACGAGAAAAGAAGAGUGGACUCCGGCGCCCGCGGGCUCCCCCCCGGAUCCGGAGCCGGGGGACGGAAGGUGCGUUCGGCCAGGAUUUGCGUCCCGUGGUGGUGACGUGGCCGGCGAAUGUCGCCGUCUUCUCCUCGGCGCUCCGGCGGAGCCUCCCGCCGACGUCGUGUUCCGGCGUGUCCCCGUGGCCGAGGUGAGGCGCGGCUCUCGGCUGCUGGACGAGGGGAUGCAGUGUCGGAUCUGCCUGCUGGAAUUCCGUGAGGGUCAGCGGCUCCGGACGCUGCCCUGUCGACACCAGUUUCACGUGCGCUGCGUGGACCGGAUCCUCCUGAGGUCCCGCUCCUGUCCCCUGGACGGAUACGUCGUCUGCUGUCGGAGACCGACGGACGGGAACGGCUCUUCCGAGGACGCCUCCGUCCGGCGGAGGGAGGACCGCCUGAAAGACCUGUUUGUCCCUGGAAUAGCGCUGCUCGCUCAAAGUGCCCGACCCUCUCCCGCUUGUGGAGCUACCGACUCGGAUACAUCGAUAGAUGCCUCCCCUUUUGGUGGUCCCCGCAAAAAGAGCAAAGGCAACGUGGCCGCCGGGAAAGCCAAACUGCGUCUGAAAGACGCGGGCGAGGACGCGUUCGGAGACUCUGCGGGAGACGGCUUGGAGCUGAGAAUGACCGGAUUUUCUAUAACCAAAGAAUAAAAGCGGACUGGGAUGUCCGCGCGUUUCGCUCUG
This is a messenger RNA of Gambusia affinis (western mosquitofish), 2965 nucleotides long. It is a transcript of the gene zswim2, whose product is annotated as zinc finger, SWIM-type containing 2. The transcript is spliced from 11 exons. The coding region runs from base 1328 to 2932 and encodes 534 amino acids. The record is from RefSeq and is a predicted model, not a curated record. NCBI's taxonomy places the organism in Eukaryota, Metazoa, Chordata, Actinopteri, Cyprinodontiformes, Poeciliidae. Gene Ontology annotation, molecular function: ubiquitin protein ligase activity; zinc ion binding.